AUGGCUUCCAACCAGUCUGUUCAGUGUUUCGGAAAGAAGAAGACCGCCACCGCAGUUGCCCACUGCAAGGCCGGAAAGGGACUUGUUAAGGUCAACGGAAAGCCUUUGAACUUGGUUCAACCAGAGGUCUUGAGAUUCAAGGUCUACGAGCCCCUCUUGAUCGUCGGUCUCGACAGAUUCGCCGGUGUUGACAUCCGUGUCCGUGUUACCGGUGGUGGUCAAACCUCCCAAAUCUAUGCUAUCCGUCAAGCUAUCUCCAAGGCCAUCGUUGCCUACUACCAAAAGUUCGUCGAUGAGCACUCAAAGAACCAAUUGAAGCAAGCCCUCGUUACCUACGACAGAACCCUCUUGGUUGCCGAUAACAGACGUUGCGAGCCAAAGAAGUUCGGAGGUCCCGGUGCCAGAGCCAGAUACCAAAAAUCUUACCGUUAA
Messenger RNA from Botrytis byssoidea, 432 nucleotides. RefSeq lists its product as uncharacterized. The coding region runs from base 1 to 432 and encodes 143 amino acids. Gene Ontology annotation, biological process: translation; maturation of SSU-rRNA from tricistronic rRNA transcript (SSU-rRNA, 5.8S rRNA, LSU-rRNA). The transcript is spliced from 4 exons. The record is from RefSeq and is a predicted model, not a curated record. Gene Ontology annotation, cellular component: cytosolic small ribosomal subunit; ribosome. Gene Ontology annotation, molecular function: structural constituent of ribosome; RNA binding. NCBI's taxonomy places the organism in Eukaryota, Fungi, Ascomycota, Leotiomycetes, Helotiales, Sclerotiniaceae.